Molecule: messenger RNA, 285 nt
Organism: Aspergillus tubingensis
Lineage: Eukaryota; Fungi; Ascomycota; Eurotiomycetes; Eurotiales; Aspergillaceae
Product: dynein light chain DYN2
Exons: 7
Coding region: 1-285 (94 amino acids)
Biological process (GO): cilium assembly; microtubule-based process
Cellular component (GO): cytoplasmic dynein complex
Molecular function (GO): dynein intermediate chain binding; dynein light intermediate chain binding
Source: RefSeq, a predicted model, not a curated record
AUGGCUAGCGAAAAGAAGGAUAAGCUUGAGGCGCAGAUCAAGUCCGUCGAUAUGACGGAGGAUAUGCAGCAGGAGGCUGUUGAAGUUGCAAUUGAGGCAAUGGACAAGUACCACAUUGAGAAGGAUAUUGCUCAAUACAUCAAGCGAGAGUUCGAUUCGCGCAAGGGUGCGACAUGGCACUGUGUCGUCGGGAGGAACUUUGGCAGCUUCGUCACGCAUGAGACGAAACACUUCAUCUACUUCUACCUCGGGCACUGCGCCAUUCUCCUUUUCAAGACUCAAUGA